AUGCACAAUGGGUGUGGAUUAGUUAGAGAGAGAGAGGAGAGAGAGGAGGAUGAGAGAGGAGAGAAGAGCGAGAGGAAGAGAGAGGAUGACGAGGAGGAGAGAGAGAGAGCGAGUGAGAGGAGAGGAGGAGAGAGAGACGGAGAGAGAGGAGAGAGAGAGAGAGAGAGAGAGAGAAGAGAGAGAGAGAGAGCACACCAGAACACACCAGGGAGUGAGUCAUGUGACCACCUCUUUCCGUCAGUUGAGACUGAAAGUGAGACAUUGUAUGACAUUCUCAUUCUAUGCCUCCUCUGAGCUUGGAAGGGAACAUUAUAGAGAUUUGUGCUCUGGGGGUUUGUCUUAUAUUUCUAAAGACAUACUGAGGCUUCCAGAUUCUAGGGUGUUUUGGCAAGGAGAUGUCAGUUAAUGGCAGUGGUAAUGGUCAAGAAAUAGAAAAGGCCAAAAUGGCCUGGGGGGCAGCCAAGCAAGGAUAAUUGUUCACCACAGGAGGUGUUAACCAUUCCGACCAUUCCCUGCUCUUCCAGCAAAUGUAUUUUCUUUACUUUUUUACGUGCGUAACUGUUCUCUCUCUGAGCAACACUUUUGCCACUCUCCAAGAGCAUCCUGGUGUUUUCUUCCCUCAGAUGAAAGCAGAGAUAGACCUUAUCACUGUUGAAGAGAGUGGCUCUAGUCAGACUGAGACCCAAUGAAGGGUGGUUAUGGGGCCUGUUAAAAUGCCCUCUCAUCUCCCCCUGUUGCUAAGAGCUUUAUUACUCAGUUCACGGGGGACAAGGAGUUCGACUGUUGCAGUUGUUAGUCUGGCUGGCCACAACAGGCUUGUUCAGUGAGUCAGCAAAAUAGUGUUUCUUGGCUUGGUAAUGCAUCUAUUAGACAACCUAUUAUGUUGUUGUUUGAUGAUACACUCUGCUGUUGAUUUGCAAUCAGAAUGACUUUAACUUUCAAGAAAAGUUAAUCUGUUAAUGUUAAUUUUAAUGUUCACAGUUCUAUGAUUUGCUUUGGAUAAAUUAUCAUAUUAUUUUUAUAUUCAGUUAAUUUCUUCACACCUUUGGCCCCUGCCUACAGUUACCAUAUUCAAGGAUAUACAGUGUAUUCCUGAAAGUAUUCAGACCCCUUGACUUUUUCCACAUUUUGUUACAUUACAGCCUUAUUCUAAAAUUGAUUAAAUAAUUUUUUCCCCCUCAACAAUCUACACACAAUAACCCACAAAGACAAAGCAAAAACUAUUUUUAGAUUUAUUUGCUAAAACCCCCAGAAAUAUCAAAUUUCCAUAAGUAUUCAGACCCUUUACUCAGUACUUUGUUGAAGCAUUUUUGGCAGUGAUUACAGCCUUGAGUCGUCUUGGGUAUGACGCUACAAGCUUGGCACACCUGUAUUUGGGGAGUUUCUCCCAUUAUUUUCUGCAGAUCCUCAAAAGCUCUGUCAGGUUGGAUGGGGAGCGACUCUAGGAAGAGUGUUGGUGGUUCCAAACUUCUAUACAGUAAAUAGUUCAAUCUUGGUUUCAUCAGACCAGAGAAUCUUGUUUCUCAUGCUCUGAUCGUCCUUUGGGUGCCUUUUGGCAAACUCCAAGUGGGUUGUCAUGUGCUUUUUACUGAGGAGUGGGUUCCGUCUGGCCACUCUACCAUAAAGGCCUGAUUGGUGGAGUGCUGCAGAGAUGGUUGUCCUUCUGGAAGAUUCUCCCAUCUCCACAGAGGAACUCUGGAGCUCUGUCAGAGUGACCAUCGGGUUCUUGGCCACCUCCCUGACCAAGGCCCUUCUCCCCCGAUUGCUCAGUUUGGCCCAGGCGGCCAGCUCUAGGAAGAGUCUUGGUAGUUCCAAACUUCUUCCAUUUAAGAUUGAUGGAGGCCACUGUGUUCUUGGGGACCUUCAAUGCUGCAGAAAUGUUUUUUACCCUUCCCCGGAUCUGCCUCGACACAAUCCUGUCUCGGAGCUCUACGGACAAUUCCUUCGACCUCAUGGCUUGGUUUUUGCUCUGCCAUGCCCUGUCAACUGUGUGACCUUAUAUAGACAGGUGUGUGCCUUUCCAAAUCAUGUCCAAUCAAUAGAAUUUACCACAGGUGGACUCCAAUGAAGUUGUAGAAACAUCUCAAGCAUAAUCCAUGGAAACAGGAUGCACGUGAGCUACAUUUCGAGUCUCAUAGCAAAGGGUCUGAAAAGUAUGAAUUUAAUCAAUUUUAGAAUAAGGCUGUAAUGUAACAAAAUGUGGAAAAAGUCAAGGGGUCUGAAUACUUUCCGAAUGCACUGUAAACCAAGUUCCCUCCUCUGGCAGAAAUAAUUGGAACAAAAAAAAAACUUUAUGGAACUAUAAAUUGAAGAUGACACCUCCAGACACUUGUCCUAGUUUUCGACUAGGCUGAGAAUCAACAACAGGGUUAUUAGAUGUACAUAUAUGAUUUUACUGUGAGUGUUCUAUAAUAAUAAUAUAUGCCAUUUAGCAGACGCUUUUAUCCAAAGCAACUUACAGUCACGCAUGCAUAAAUGUUUAUGUAUGGGUGGUCCUGGAAAGCAGACCGAGCGCCACAGAGUUGGUCCAACUCCAGUCCUAGCCUCUUAUUUCUACACAACAUAUCCAUCAUUCAGUAUCGCUGGCAAAAUGCUUGCAGGCAUUUAGAAACAUUCCAAACAGCUUUGAAUGAGUUUUUCAAUCACUUGGAAGACAAAUUGUUAGUAGUGUGAAAGUGUGAGUGGUAUUGGGUAACAACAAUAUACUUUUGUUUUGGUAAGAUUUUGCACAUUUUGUAAACAUACUUUGCAUAAUCAUUCUAAACAUGUCAAUCAUUAUGUAUUAUUCACCCAACAGAAUAGACUCCAUUGUAUGCAAACAUGGCUUGAAACCUCUAUUUAUUUUGUUCUAACAAUUUAGUUUCUAAUUAAUGUUAGAGUGUUUCUUAUCCCUUGGCGUUGACUGUCACCUUAUGUAACAUAGAAGGUGGUUCUGUGCAUUAUGAGUAACCUGAGCCCUGAAGUCUAGCGUUAGCUCUCGGAGCUAAUGCCUGGGCUUUAGCUCAGCAGGCUAACACCCUUAUCAUGGGAGAUUUUAUGCAGAUGUGAACAGUUCUCAUGGGUCUCUAACUGUUUUAGAGGAGGGAUGUCACACUCCAUUUGGGGUCUCUAGAUGUCCCACACCGACACUGUAGGAAUCUCUUCAUUAGGCCAAGCCACAGCAUAAGCAUAAGUAUAACACACACUGUUUGUUUGUGGUUUUGUCCAUCCACAGGUGGAAAACAGAUCUCAAUAGAUGAGUGCUGUAAGGAUGGUCGGGUUCGGGGCAUUGAUAACCAGGACUGCACAGUCAUCUCUCUCAUCUCUGAGUCCACCACAUGCAGGUGAGUGGGGCCUUACUACAGUACUUAAUGUACUCUCUGACUGUACAGCCUUAUUUCUAUGGUCUUACCUCUGUGCCCAUAGGGGGAACUGCUUACCUCAGUAUUAGUCCCAUGGGGUUAACUGUAAGCUGUAUAGACUAUGGGGCAAUAUGUGUGGUGGUAGGCCAUAGUGUGUGAUGACUUUACCUUACGUCCGGUCAUAAAUCCCCAGCCACAUUCUUGACUUGACGUGAGAGCAGGAGACAUUACACUAGUAUUAAUGACAGUGUAAUAACAGCUCUGGUAGUAAUAGUAGAAGGUGUCCUGCCACAGGUUCAAGGCCAAUAAUGAGGAGAUAUGUUGCUCAAUCUGCUCUCUGAUGGCAAAUGUAUUGACCUUGGCUACCCAAGUGAUCCAGAAUUAGGUUUUUGGUUGAGUGCGGGAUUGGGUAUAGGGUUUAGAGAGAGGGGGUAUUGUCAAAUCCAGGAAAUACCACUAAGGUGAAACUAUAGAGAGGACUGGAGAGGACUGGAGAGGACUGGAGAGGGGGAAGAACAGGAAAUUGGAUCAUUUCAGACACCAAAAAAAAAGACAAGAAGAGAAAAGAAAGACAGGAGCACUGCUGUGCCCUUAAAAGGUUCUGCGGAGGUGACGUGAGUGCAGUUGUCGUGGGGAGAGAUCUAGUUUAUAUGGAAAGAGAUAAUUUCUGGUAAGAGGGUUGAUAAAGACAUAUGCUUGUUGGUAGCGGAGUGGAGUGGAGAGGGGAUCUAAGUACUGUACUGUACUCAAUCUCGUAAAACAGACAAUGGGUUUCACUCCCUCCCUUUAGACAGACAGACAGAAACGGGCAGACAGACAGACACAAGCACCCCUUAACUUAUUGUACUUCCUCAGAGUAGCAGACCAUUGGAGGUAAAGCACAGCAACCCAAGUCUCAGUUGAUGAUAUGAUAAAGCUUGACUGUGUACAGUAAAGAGGUGUACUGCCUGCUCUCACUCUCAUUUUAGAUCGGAUUAUUUACAGCAGACUCAUACAGCUCUUUCUCUACCUCCGUUUUCUCCUUUGAAGUCUUACAGUACGGUAACCAUUUCUGGUUUUACUGUAAAAAGAUUAAUGAAGCCACUCCAGCUGGAGAGACAGGUCAGGUAGGUGGAUAUCACUGGUCAUCCAGCUGUGUCAGGAAGUUCUCUUAGGCUUCCUAAAUAAUCUGGUCCAGACUCAGAGAGGGAUGUAAUUCCAGUAAUGUUGUCCAGGAAAUAGGGUUACAAAAUCCAAGCAGGAUUUCUGGAAAACCUGGGAAUUUUGGGAAGGUUAACGGAAUUUUGCAACUCUGUCUAGGAAGUGUUGCAGCCCUGCAGCCCUCUGUGUCCGUCAGGGGAGGGUUAAAAUAGUGACUGUAAAUAAGGGAUUCUUAAGUUAGUUUCACUGUACCCAUAACAGUUAGUUUGGUAAGCCAAAUGGAGGCAGUGGUGCAUUGACCCAACUCUGAUAAAGUGAAGAUUAUAAACAAAGUUUUAAUCCACCUUGAGUUUACACAGGGCCUUCCUUCUUCACUCAACCCACUUACAGCAGCUGUACCAAUCAGGACUAUGAGCACGUCCCUAUUAGGCAUGCCCGUGGCUCUUUUUAAUAGGAAGCACAUUGAGACAGCGCUCUAUUCCACUAAGGAGCCUAGUGAUAGAGUUAAGAACAACUGUAUUCCCUGUGUCUUUCCUGUUCCUGUCUGACAGGAUAGUGCAGGAGCAGUGCUGCACGGCAGUUCUGGAGGACACUAUCUGCACCAAUGGCAUCAACAUGGCCAAAGACCAGGGGGCCUGCGACACACAGUUCACUGGAAGCACCUGCGAGACCAAGACUGCCAAGGUGUGUGUGUGUGUGUGUCUGUGAGAGUGUGUGUGAGAGACUGUGUGUGUGUGUGCAUAUGUGCAUACAUAGCCAAAUACUUGUGUUUACAUGCAUGUGUAUGUGUGUGUAUAAAAAGUGUGUCGGGAAGUAAUCAUUGUCUGCUUCAAGAACCUCAUGCUGAUCAUCGUACAUCACUACACUGGACGUGCAAUUUCUGCAGGAGAGUGAAUGAGAUUGAAUGUCGGUGUGUGUGUGCGUGUGUGUGUGUGCAUGCGUCCGUGUGUGUGUGUGCCUGGUGAGCAGGAUGAAUGAAACAUGUCACUCUGGGGAGGAGUGAGGAAUGGAGCUUGUUGCUGUCAGGUAGAUGAUCAAUUCACCUCAGAUACUCUCUGCCAAUGUGGGCUCUCUAUACCUGGCUGUCCUCUUCCUCAGGAUCCUACACUACACUGUAUGCCCCCAUCCAGCUGCACACCAUGGUAUCAGUCAAGGCCCUUGAAGAGCUUUGCCAAGUGAGCCACAGUACAUUUGCCCAGGAGAAUGAGGUCGUUGUUAGUGCAGCCAGCAACAUGUCUUUACUUGAUCCACCCAUGAAUUGCAGGUGUCGGGUGAUUGCAUUGAGGUGUGCUGCAUUUGAUGAAUGGGAGAAAGGAGGUACAAAAUGAGUUUAGAAUGGGGGAAGAACAAUAGUAUACCAUGGUCAUUUUUAAGCUCCCCCUAAAAUCUCUCAGUACACUACCAGACUUCCACUUUUUUUUUUUUUUGCGUUUAGCAGAUGCUCUUAUCCAGAGUGACUUACAGGAGCAAUUACGGGGUUAAGUGCCUUUCCCAAGGGCACAUAGACAGAUUUCUUACCGAGUCAGUUUGGGGAUUCGAACCAGCGACCGUUCGGUUACUGGCCCAAUGCUCUUAACCGCUAGGCUAGCUGCCACAACCGCACCACUCAAUACACAUAUUAUGACAUCCUCAAGGACAGAGAAGAUAGACAGACCAGACAGAUACACUCAAACUAGACUCCUCCCCCUAGACAAGCCCAGACGGAUUCCCUUCAGAUAAUGGUGAUUGAUGAUAGUGGUGAAGUGGUGGUGAUGAUGAUGUAAUUUCCCCCUCUCCGUCCGUCCGUCUGUCAUUCUGGUCAAAUUAUGCAUAGAAAAACAUUGAGUAAUCAUAUAUCUCUGGUCUGACCCCUCCAGAUGUGCUGUGACUGUUGUCUGCUGGGCCAGGCUGUUCAGGAGCAGGGUCUGACCUGUGACCACAGCCUGUCUCUGGGCUAUCAGUGUGGCCUGGUGUCCCGGGGCUGCUGCAAUGACGGAGCCCCUGAUGUGGAGACCAAAAACUCCCUGGGUAAGAGAAUCUACUCUAAUGCGAGGGAAGGACUAAUGGUGGAGGGUGAAGAGAAGGUGGAGUGAUGGAGGGAAGAGAGGUGGAGAAGUAAAGUGAGUGGAGAGGUGGGAGGAGGGGAACGGUGGAGUAGAGAGGUGGAGAGAGUGGAGAGAGUGGAAGGAUAUAUGGAACGCUAUUCUUUCUAGUAUACAUCCAAUACUACUCUGUCCUCUGGUGGCCAUUAGGAGACAGGGCUCUUACUGUAGUUUCAGUAAAGACCUCCAUUGUCAUGAUGCAUUGGUUUCAACACUUUAUUUGCAAACUUAGUUUUUGCCUGUACUGGUCAAUCUUCUAUUUUCUUUCCCCACAGUUUCUGACAAAGACAACGAGACCCUCACUGAUAAGGAUAACCCCUUACCGAAUAACAUGUGCAGUAACGGUAACAAGCCCUCCACACAUGACAUUGACAUGUUAGUAACAGACUGUGUCCUCACAGAGAAAGUCAGAAACAUAGGUAAUUUACUAGUCUAUGUUUGUUUAUAAUGUGCACAUUUUCUGUUCUCAACAGGAUUAGCGAAGUGUGCACAGGAAUGUGUGGGCAACUUCACCUGUGCCUGCUUCAAAGGUUACAAACUCAAACCAGAUGGGAAGAACUGUGAGGGUGAGUAGACUGGAGGCACCAGCCAUAUCUUGUUGAAAAGUUAGUGAGCUGGAAUAAAACCCUGUACAUCUAGUAGCUCCCCAGGACUAAGAUUUCUUACCUCUUAGAUACGGCUUCGAAACUAUCCUCCCCAGCACUAGGAUUUCUUACCUCUUAGAUACGGCUUCGAAACUAUCCUCCCCAGGACUAGGAUUUCUUACCUCUUAGAUACGGCUUCGAAACUAUCCUCCCCAGGACUAGGAUUUCUUACCUCUUAGAUACGGCUUCGAAACUAUCCUCCCCAGGACUAGGAUUUCUUACCUCUUAGAUACGGCUUCGAAACUAUCCUCCCCAGGACUAGGAUUUCUUACCUCUUAGAUACGGCUUCGAAACUAUCCUCCCCUCUUCCUCCCUUCAUCUCUCAGAUAUAAACGAGUGCCUGCUGGGGGCCAGUAACUGCAGAGGAGGCGAGCACUGCAUCAACACAGUGGGGUCAUUCCGUUGCCAGAGAGAGGUCAGCUGUGGUACCGGCUACGAGCUCACGGACAGCAACAACUGCAAAGGUCAGAGGUCACAACACAAUGCCUCCUACAGGGGCGAGGGAAUAAUGAAAGAUCAAUAUGUCUGAUUCAUGAUUCAUACAUCCAUGAUCAACUGGAUCUAUCUAUCUAUCGAUCUAUCGAUCGAUCGAUCUGUCUGUCUGUCUGUCUGUCUGUCUGUCUGUCUGUCUGUCUCUCUGUCUCUCUCUCUCUCUCUCUCUGUCUCUCUCUCUCUCUCUCUCUCUCUCUCUCUCUCUCUCUCUCUCUCUCUCUCUGUCUCUCUCUCUCUCUAUUCCCAAGAGCUGGUAAAAUUUACAGUAAGUCUGAUUUUGACUUGCAAUGAAGCUAUUGUUGAAUAUUUAUAAGAAUACAUUUUAAUCACAAACAGUUUGAUUCUCUCUUACAACAUGUCUUCUUUCCCCCAGACAUUGACGAGUGUGAGUCGGGCACCCACAACUGCACCCCGGACUUUGAGUGUCAGAACACUCAGGGGUCGUUCCACUGUCUGCCCAAGAACCAGUGUGGUGACGGAUACAUCCAGGACGCCAUGGGCAGCUGCAUCGGUGAGCAUCAGGACCCUGACAGAUGUUACCCUGGCAACCUAUCACCAUGGCAAAACAUAACCCCAUCCAUCCCACAUGUACCCCCAAACCCAGUAUCUUCAAAGUAUAGUUCCAAGUGUUCUCUGACAUACAUUACAUAUUUUAGGAACUCAUCAUGGUAGUGGUGGCAGGGAGGAAGGGGCACAAGGGGUUCAGUGAUAUGACCCUGUGGUGCCCUAUGUGACCCAUAUCAGAGAUGAAGAGGCGAAGCGAGAGGGCUGACUGGCCCCAAAAUCUGCCCUCGCGAGAAUAACGUGUAAAGCAGACCAAGUGGGGUCCAGUCAGCCCUCUCGCUUCGCCUCUUCAUCUCUGAUAUGGGUCACAUAGGGCACCACAGGGUCAUAUCACUGAACCCCUUGUGCCCCUUCCUCCCCGCCACCACUACCAUGAUGAGUAGUCAAAUCAAAUCAAAUCAAAUUGUAUUGGCCACAUGCGCCGAAUACAACAGGUGCAGACAUUACAGUGAAAUGCUUACUUACAGCCCUUAACCAACAGUGCAUUUAUUUUUAAUAAAAAAGUAAAAUAAAACAACAACGAAAAAGUGUUGAGAAAAAAAGAGCAGAAGUAAAAUAAAAUAACAGUAGGGAGGCUAUAUAUACAGGGGGGUACCGGUGCAGAGUCAAUGUGCGGGGGCACCGGCUAGUUGAGGUAGUUGAAGUAAUAUGUACAUGUGGGUAGACUUAAAGUGACUAUGCAUAAAUAAUUAACAGAGUAGCAGCAGCGUAAAAAGAUGGGGUGGGGGGCAGUGCAAAUAGUCCGGGUAGCCAUGAUUAGCUGUUCAGGAGUCUUAUGGCUUGGGGGUAGAAGCUGUUGAGAGGUCUUUUGGACCUAGACUUGGCACUCCGGUACCGCUUGCCGUGCGGUAGCAGAGAGAACAGUGUAUGACUAGGGUGGCUGGAGUCUUUGACAAUUUUGAGGGCCUUCCUCUGACACCGCCUGGUAUAGAGGUCCUGGAUGGCAGGAAGCUUGGCCCCAGUGAUGUACUGGGCCGUAAGCACUACCCUCUGUAGUGCCUUGCGGUCGGAGGCCAAGCAGUUGCCAUACCAGGUGGUGAUGCAACCAGUCAGGAUGCUCUCGAUGGUGCAGCUGUAGAAUUUUCUGAGGACCCAUGCCAAAUCUUUUCAGUCUCCUGAGGGGGAAUAGGCUUUGUCGUGCCCUCUUCACGACUGUCUUGGUGUGUUUGGACCAUGAUAGUUCGUUGGUGAUGUGGACACCAAGGAACUUGAAGCUCUUAACCUGUUCCACUACAGCCACGUCGAUGAGAAUGGGGGCGUGCUCAGUCCUCUUUUUUUUCCUGUAGUCCACAAUCAUCUCCUUUGUCUUGGUCACGUUGAGGGAGAGGUUGUUAUCCUGGCACCACACGGCCAAGGUCUCUGACCUCCUCCCUAUAGGCUGUCUCAUCGUUGUCGGUGAUCAGGCCUACCACUGUCGUCGGCAAACUUAAUGAUGGUGUUGGAGUCGUGCCUGGCCAUGCAGUCAUGGGUGAACAGGGAGUACAGGAGGGGACUGACCACGCAUCCCUGAGGGGCCCCCGUGUUGAGGAUCAGUGUGGCAGAUGUGUUGUUACCCACCCUUACCACCUGGGGGCGGCCCGUCAGGAAGUCCAGGAUCCAGUUGCAGAGGGAGGUGUUUAGUCCCAGGAUCCUUAGCUUAGUGAUGAGCUUUGAGGGCACUAUGGUGUUGAAUGCUGAGCUGUAGUCAAUGAAUAGCAUUCUCACGUAGGUGUUCCUCUUGUCCAGGUGGGAAAGGGCAGUGUGGAGUGCAAUCGAGAUUGCAUCAUCUGUGGAUCUGUUGGAGCGGUAUGCAAAUUGGAGUGGGUCUAGGGUUUCUGGGAUAAUGGUGUUGAUGUGAGCCAUGACCAGCCUUUCAAAGCACUUCAUGGCUACAGACGUCAGUGCUACGAGUCGGUAGUCAUUUAGGCAGGUUAUCUUAGUGUCCUUGGGCACGGGGACUAUGGUGGUCUGCUUGAAACAUGUUGGUAUUACAGACUCAGUCAGGGACAUGUUGAAAAUGUCAGUGAAGACACUUGCCAGUUGGUCAGCACAUGCUCGGAGUACACGUCCUGGUAAUCCGUCUGGCCCUGCGGCCUUGUGAAUGUUGACCUGCUUAAAAGUCUUAUUCACAUCGGCUACGGAGAGCGUGAUCACAUAGUCAUCUGGAACAGCUGGUGCUCUCAUGCAUGUUUCAGUGUUGCUUGCCUCGAAGCGAGCAUAGAAGUUGUUUAGCUCGUCUGGUAGGCUUGUGUCACUGGGAAGCUCGUGAGACGAGAGAGUGUUGAAUUUGGUCAACAUAAAAUUGAAUUGAACAUUUUCUAUAUGAGGCUUAUUUGAUCAAAUAGAAGUUUCAUAAUUUUUAGGUUGUUACGAAUGUACUGAUAUAAGUGGACUCAAGUGGCAAUUUUGAAAGAACAAUUUUAUAUCAGAGUUGGGCAUGUUGUUCACAUGUGUAUCUGCCCUCUCCUUGUCUAGAAUGUUCCCACCUACUCUGCCUCCUCCCGCCUGCCUUCCGCAUUUGUGAACAUGUAUUCCCAUUGUUAGAGCAGACAGUCCAAUGUCUUGUCAAUAUAUAGAUUAUCUUUGCCCGUAUGUAUAACCUCUGACCUCUAUCCCAGACAUCAAUGAGUGUCUGGCCCAGACAGAGCCGUGCCACCCUGGCCAGUCGUGUAUGAACACGGUGGGCUCCUUCACCUGCCAGAGGAACUCUAUCAACUGUGGCCGGGGAUACCACCUCAACGACGACGGCAACCGCUGCGUGGGUACGUACAGCUGCCUCACUUGCAUACUUAGGCCUCAUCGUGCCAGUUGGGGAUAAGGCCUCCAUAAGGUCCCUCUCCUGGGUUAUAUUAGACACCUCUUUCCAGGGGAGCCUCAACAUCCCAUGUAUACACUGCAGCGCUGAUAGACAUGGAUCUCUACCACGUUCACCUCCAUUGAUUAGCAUUAGCAACCUGAUACUGUAGCCUACAUUUCCAUGUAUUUCCUGUGACCUCACUAUCCUUUGUAAUGCAUUCUUUUGCAUAAGAAUGUGCUUGUUUCUUCCUGUAAUAUCCUGGUGCAGAUAUUGAUGAGUGUAAGGGUCCUGAUGGAGCGUGUGCAGGCCACAGCUGUAUCAACCUGGUAGGAUCGUUCCGUUGUGAGUGUAAGGCUGGCUUCAUCUUCAACAGCAUCCGCCGCCUCUGCGAAGGUAUGCACUGACUUAAUCCUCCUAGUAGUUACAUGACAGUGUAAUGUCAGUUGACAUAAGCAGGACGCCAACAGUCGUGACUGUUUAUGACAUUUGUUAUGUCAUUGUUAUCACAGUGUUAUGUAGGUCUUAUGACAAAGGGUUCAAGUUAAAUGUCACCCAAGACUGGGUGGCUGUUAUACUAUAAUAUAUUUAAGCCAUAAGGCACGAGGGGGUGUGGUAUAUGGCUAAAAUACCACGGCUAAGGGAUGUUCUUAUUCACGACGCAACGUGGAGUGCCUGGACACAGCCCUUAGCCGUGGAAUAUUGGCCAUAUACCACAAACCCCAGAGGUGCCUUAUUUCUAUUAUAAACUAGUUACCAACGUAAUUAGAGCAGUAAAAAUAAAUGUUGUCAUACCCGUGGUAUACGGUCUGAUAUACCACGGCUGUCAGCCAAUCAGCAUUCAGGGCUCGAACCACCCAGUUUAUAAAAUAUAAUAAUAUAUGCCAUUUAGCAAAUGCUUAUAUCCAAAGCAACUGACAAACAUGCGUGCAUAUAUUUUUUAACGUAUUGGUGGCCUCCGGAAUCGAACCCACAAUCCUGCCGUUGCAAGCGCCAUACUCUACCAACUGAGUCAUACAAGAUCAGGAUACUGGAUACAGUCAUCUGUGCUUGGUUCUGUAGAUGUGUCAUACAGGACAAGGAUACUGGAAACUGCUCCAACUGUAGAUGUUCAACUUAGUGUUGUUUUCUUCUGUGUCUUAGAUAUCAACGAGUGCAGGCACUACCCUGGGCGCCUCUGUGCCCACAAGUGUGAGAAUGCCCUGGGGUCCUACAAGUGCAUCUGCACCCAAGGCUUCAAGCUGGCCAGCGACGGCAGGAACUGUGACGGUAAGGCAGCCUUCCAAAGAUAACAGAGGUAUUUAAAUAUGGGCUUCUCUCAUUGGCCGUCUCUUGUUUUGCCUUACUGAAGUUUGUGGUCAUGUCUCUCUCUCUCUCUCUCUCUCUCUCUCUCUCUCUCUCUCUCUCUCUCUCUCAAGAUCAUGUGCAGCAUUUUUUAUUUUAUUUCUUUAUUCAGCCUUUAUUUUGACAGGUCUCUUUUUAAAAGAUAUACACAUCAAUACACUACGAAAAGCAGAACAGAGACACAAAACACUUUGUUAGCAUAUGUCAGCAUUUUUUUUUACGUUUGGAAAGAAAUAGCACCUCUUGUGUGCACUGCCGGUAAUACCGUAUACUCCAAGACAGGAACGGUAUGAAGAUAUGGAAAGGCACCAAAACAUCACAGUUUUUGAGAUUAUUCCACAAGUAAGGUGCAAAAAAACUAAAAGCAGAUUUACCUAACUCAGUGGAAAUCGAAGGGAUCUCCAGAGUUAGCCAUCCCUGAGACCGGGUCUGGUAGCUCGUACAUCUGUAGGUUAACAAUGAAGUAAGGUACGGUGGAAGUUUGUGUAAGAGGGCUUUAUAAACAGAAAGAGUGCAAUGCGUCAAUCUACGAGACCUCAAAGAGGGCCAGCCUACUUUCUGAUACAGAAAGCAGUGAUGUGUACUGAACUUGUCGCCCUUAAUAAAGCAUAGUGCGCUAUGAUAAACUGUGUCCAAUGGCUUCAAUACAGUGGCAGCUGCAUUCAUAUAGACGAUAUCACCAUAAUCUAUAACCGGUAUGAAUGUCGACUGAAUUAUUAGUUUUCUGUUAUUUAACAAAAGGCAUGCCAUAUUGCUAUAAAGAAAGACCAUUUUAAUUAUUAACUUCUUAACUAACUCAUCAAUAUGCUUUUUGAAAGUAAGCUUUUCGUCAAUCCAGAUACCCAGAUAUUUAUAAGCGGGGACACGAUCUAUGUGGGCCUAGAGAAGGUUUACACUCCCUUUGCACAGUUUUCACAUUUUGCUGUCUUCAAAUUAAAUCAAAAAAUGGAUUAAUUUUCUACCGGUGUACACAACCUACACAUUUUCAAAGUGCAAGAAAAAUUAUAGAACAUUUUCCAAAUUAAUAAGAAAUACAAAACAAAGAUUUCUUGAUUGCAUACAGUGAGGGAAAAAAGUAUUUGAUCCCCUGCUGAUUUGCAAGAUCUCACCUCGUGGAGUUGCAAUGAUCAUGAGAACGGUGAGGAAUCAGCCCAGAACUACACGGGAGGAUCUUGUCAAUGAUCUCAAGGCAGCUGGGACCAUAGUCACCAAGAAAACAAUUGGUAACACACUAUGCCGUGAAGGACUAAAAUCCUGCAGCACCCGCAAGGUCCCCCUGCUCAAGAAAGCACAUAUACAGGCCCGUCUGAAGUUUGCCAAUGAACAUCUGAAUGAUUCAGAACUGGGUGAAAGUGUUGUGGUCAGAUGAGACCAAAAUCGAGCUCUUUGGCAUCAACUCAACUCGCCGUGUUUGGAGGAGGAGGAAUGCUGCCUAUGACCCCAAGAACACCAUCCCCACCGUCAAACAUGGAGGUGGAAACAUUAUGCUUUGGGGGUGUUUUUCUGCUAAGGGGACAGGACAACUUCACCACAUCAAAAGGGACGAUGGACGGGGCCAUGUACCGUGAAAUCCAAAUCUUGGGUGAGAACCUCCUUCCCUCAGCCAGGGCAUUGAAAAUGGGUAGUGGAUGGGUAUUCCAGCAUGACAAUGACCCAAAACACACGGCCAAGGCAACAAAGGAGUGGCUCAAGAAGAAGCACAUUAAGGUCCUGGAGUGGCCUAGCCAGUCUCCAGACCUUAAUCCCAUAGAAAAUCUGUGGAGGGAGCUGAAGGUUCGAGUUGCCAAACGUCAGGCUCGAAACCUUAAUGACUUGGAGAAGAUCUGCAAAGAGGAGUGGGACAAAAUCCCUCCUGAGAUGUGUGCAAACCUGGUGCCAACUACAAGAAACGUCUGACCUCUGUGAUUGCCAACAAGGGUUUUGCCACCAAUUACUAAGUCAUGUUUUGCAGAGGGGUCAAAUACUUAUUUCCCUCAUUAAAAUGCAAAUCAAUUUAUAACAUUUUCGACAUGCGUUUUUCUGGAUUUUUGUUGUUGUUAUUCUGUCUCACUGUUCAAAUAAACCUACCAUUAAAAUUAUAGACUGAUCAUAUCUUUGUCAGUGGGCAAACGUACAAAAUCAGCAGGGGAUCAAAUACUUUUUUCCCUCACUGUAUAUCUUUACACCCCAGAGUUAAUACUCUGUGGAAACACCUUUGGCAGCCAUUACAAUAAUUUUGAAUAAGAAUCUACCAAUUUUGCACAACUCAAAGGGCAACGUAUAUCUAUUGUUUUUGUCAAAAUUGCUCAAACUCAAUAAAUUUGGUUGGGAGUCAUUGAUGGACAACAAUAUUCAAACCUUGUUUCUUGAUUUUCAAGCAGAUUUAAGUCAGGACAGGCUUUCCAAGAGGUAUUGAGUGUUCCUGAGUGGUCCAGUCUCAUUCCUGACUUAAAUGUGCUUGAAAAUCAGAGACAAGGUUUGAAUAUUGUGGUCCAUCAAUGACUCCCAACCAAAUUUACUGAGCUUGUGCAAUUUGACAAAAACAAUGUAUACAUGUUGCCCCAAGAGUUGUGCAAAGUUGGUAGAAUCGUAUUCAAAAUUAGUCACAACUGUAAUGGCUGCCAAACAUGCUUCCACCAAGUAUUAAAGAAGACAUACGCAAUCAAGACAUUUUCGUUUCUUUAUUUGUAAUUAAUUAGGAAAAUGUUCGAUAAUUUUUCUUUCACUUUGAAAAUGUGGAGUAGGUUGUGUAGAUCGGUGGGAAAAUAAUCCAAUUAAUUCCCUUUUAAGGCAGCAAAUGUGAAGUCUGUGCAAGGGGUGUGUAGACUUUCACUAUGACUGUCCAUAUGCAUAAAUCAUCAGAUACAUUGUGUAUAGAUCACUAGUAUUAUCUCUAAUUGAGUUAUAUUGUUGGGUGUAGAUCUAAAUGAAUGUGAGAGCAGCCCCUGCAGUCAAGAGUGUGCCAACGUGUACGGCUCCUACCAGUGCUACUGUCGCCGUGGCUACCAGCUCAGUGACAUAGAUGGCAUCAACUGUGAAGGUAGGAGAUGCUAAAACGGUAUCCGAUGAGCCAUAGCCUACUGUCAAACCUAAUCAGGAGCCCCAUUAGUGAGGUAUUUAUUGUCUUUACUUCCUGUAUCCUUUACAUCCUCCAUGUUUGACCUCUGAUCUUUAACCUCUGACCUUUCCAGACAUUGAUGAGUGUGCCCUGCCCACCCGGGGUCACAUCUGCUCCUACCACUGCCACAACACCCCUGGGAGCUUCCACUGCAUCUGCCCCGCCACCGGCUACAUCCUGGCUCCCAACGGACGCAGCUGCCAGGGUAAGGCCUUGCUCCUCAGGGGGGUGCAGGGAUCCACAGCAUGGGGGUCAUGGUCAUACUUCAGAUCAGAAGAAAUAUAGUAACAGUGAUAAUUCGGUGAACACACUCGCGUAACGAGUGACCUUGCCUGAGAUUUGAAAACGUACAGUGCCUUCGGAAAGUAUUCAGACCCCUUAUUCUAAAAUGUAUUAAAUACAUUUUCUUCCUCAUCAAUCUACACACAAUAACCCAUAAUGACAAAGCCAAAACAGAUUUUUAGAAAUGUUGCUACUUUAUAAAAAAUACAAAAACAAAAAAUCACAUUUACAUAAGUAUUCAGACCCUUUACUCAGUACUUUGUUGAAGACCUUUGGCAGCGAUUACAGCAUUACAGUCUUCUUGGUUAUGACGCUACAAGCUUGGCACAUCUGUAUUUGGGGAGUUUCACCCAUUCUUCUCUGCAGAUCCUCUCAAGCUCUGUCAGGUUGGAUGGGGAGCGUUGCUGCACAGCUAUUUUCAGGUCUCUCCAGAGAUGUUCGAUCGGGUUCAAGUCCGGGCUCUGGCUGAGCCACUCAAGGACAUUCAGAGACUUGUCCUGAAGCCACUCCUGCAUUGUCUUGGCUGUGUGCUUAGGGUCGUUGUCCUGUCGGAAGGUGAACCUUCGCCCCAGUCUGAGGUCCUGAUCGCUCUGGAGCAGCUCAGUUUCGAGUCUCAAAUCAAAGGGUCUGAAUACUUAUGUACAUUUGCAAACAUUUCUAAAAAACUGUUUUUGCUUUGUCAUUAUGGGGUGUUGUGUGUAGAUUGCUGAGGAUUUUUAAAAAUAUGUAAUACAUUUUAGAAUAAGGCUGUAACGUAACAAAAUGUGGAAAAAGUCAAGGGGUCUGAAUACUUUCUGAAUGCACUGUAUGUUAGCUCCCUGAGCUAAUGCCUAGGCUUUAGAUUAGCGGUCUAACACAUUCUCUUGGCACGCAGGAGACUGAGGUUUGAACCCAGGUUUUAUGUUUGAUAUAAAGGAUUUUCUAUUUUUAUGGUUCUGAGUUUAUUUGUUUCUCUUCCUGUACAGAUGUUGAUGAGUGUGUGACAGGGACACACACCUGCUCUGAGACAGAGAGCUGCUUCAACGUGCAGGGUGGAUUCAGAUGCCUGUCAUUCGAGUGUCCACCCAACUACCGCCAAACAGGGGAGACGUGAGUACCUACCUACCUGAGGUCACUUUCUCAAAUACUGGGGGUAUAUAUAUCUGUUUUAAGUUCACAUACCCAUACUUGGGUCCUAAAUAGUAUCGAAAUUCUAGUAUAUUUUAAAUGCCCGGAUGUCAUACUCAUUUCGGUUUUGACAACAGCUGAUCAAUUAGAUAUGGGGAUGCGCUACCGAAAUCAACGAAUAGUGGGAAACAACGCAAUCGUGCAUGAUGCAGUCUCAGUAUGCGAAAAUAGAAUGAGUUAUAGUAUGUACAUUUUUGAAAAUCGAGUAUGGUAUAAAUGCCAGGAUGUUAUACUAAUUUCGGCUCUUCAUCUAGUAGAAUUCGAUGCACACUUUCCCACAAGGUGGGCUGCGAGUGAUAGGCCCUAGUUCUCUUCAAGUAGCCAGACAACAAAACUAGGCUACUUAAUUGGGAAGAUGCCGAAUAGCGAAGCUUCUGCGGUGGUGUUCAAAUGUAGGCAAAGUAGUUUUUGUUCUCCUUAAAAUGAUCACGAGUAUUGCAUCUUAAGUUACAGCUUUGAAAACAGAAGUAAAUAUAUUUUUUUAACCGAAAGUGGAUUUCUGUUUUCUAAUUGAAAAAUGUUUAUUGUUCUCUUGGCCUUCAUCCGAGCUUUAAAACUAAAUUCUAAACCAUCUUUUGUUUUCUGAAUGCGUCGGCACCGGGGACUCGGGAUGUGGCUGCAGUAUUGAUUUCAUGUUAAUCUUUUGAUUUGAACAUAUGGAUUGUUUUAGUUUUGUAGGCAAAUGUAUUAUUUAAUUUAUGGAUCAAGCCUUAGCAGUCAUUCUGAUCUCGUUCCCAAUGAUCAGUGCUUUAGUUUAUUAUGUUGAUGUUCAACUGUUCUGGAUUUGCAAUGCACCCAACUGCCCACGUUUUUCUGUCCAAUAGCCUUUUGAUUUGAACAUCUGAAAUGUUUUGGUGUGUGUACUAGACUAUUUAAUUGAAUUUAUAUACAGUACCAGUCAAAAGUUUGGACACACCUACUAUUUCGAGGGUGUUUCUUUAUUUUGACUAUUUUCUACAUUGUAGAAUAAUAGUGAAGAAAUCAAAACUAUGAAAUAACACAUAUGGAAUCAUGUAGUAACCAAAAGAGUGUUAAACAAAUCAAAAUAUAUUUUAUAUUUGAGAUUCUGCUAAGUAGCCACCCUUUGCCUUGAUGACAGCGGCGUCUCCAGUCACGCCUGCGACAUCGCAGGAACCUCGCCUACCACCUCCGGAGAGGUAUGACGGACGUCCAGAGGGCUGCAGGGAAUUCCUCACCCAGUGUUCCCUGGUAUUCAGCCUACAACCCUCCUCCUUCCCGACGGAGCAGGUCCGGGUGGCCUACAUCAUCACUCUGUUGACGGGUCGGGCCCUUUCCUGGGCUACCGCGGAGUGGGAGAGCCAAACUCUGGCAUGCUCCGACUCCUACCAAUUCACCCGGGAGCUACGCAAGGUGUUCGACACCUCUCGAGUGGUGUCAGGGCACGAGGCGGCUCACGGCCUGUCGGCAGGGUGACCGUUCGGCGGCGGACUACUCCGUGGAGUUCUGGACCCGGGCUCGAGAGGCAGGAUGGGAGGAGGCCGCCCUGGUCGUCCUUUAUGCACAGGGGCUAUCGGAGAGGAUGAAGGACGAACUCUCCUUCCUCGGGCACCCCUGGCUGGUCGCCCACAAACCCUGGAUAGACUGGUCCACAGGGUAGCUCAUCCUGGAGGGAGGCUCCGCCCCCGUCCUGUUCCGGUCUCCACCGACCACUCAUCAGCCCAAACCACCGUUCCAGACCACCUACCAGUCCUCACCUCUUCCCCAGAUCCCGUACUCCGAACCGCCUACCGUCCUAGCAGCGGUUGCCACCGGGAGGACGGCGGCUACAGACUCCGUCACCGGCCCAGACCUGGCAGGCAUUCCCCGGGAGUAUUGGGAGGUGUUUAGUAAGAGGUGUGCCAAGGGCCUACCUCCUCACUGGCCAUACGACUGCGCUAUCGAUCUCCUGCCGGGCGCCAUAUCCACACGAGGGCGAUUGUUUUCCUUGUCCCAGCCGGAGACGCUGGCCAUGAGGGAGUAUAUCGACGAGGCACUCGUCGAGGGUCACAUCCAUCCCUCUACCUCACCCGUGGGCGCGGGCUUCUUCUUUGUGGGGAAAAAGGACGGUGGGCAGCGGCCGUGCAUUGAUUACUGGGCGCUCAACGACAUCAUGGUUAAGAACCGCUACCCACUCCCCCUGAUGACGACUGCAUUCGAGUAGUUGCAGGGAGCCUGGGUCUUCACCAAGCUGGACUUAUGCAAUGCCUAAAACCUGGUGAGGAUUCGGGAGGGGGACGAGUGGAAGACGGCUUUUAACACACCCAGUGGGCAUUACGAGUACCAAGUCAUGCCGUUCAGUCUAGCCAACAUGCCUGCAGUGUUCCAGGCGUUGGUCAAUGACAUGCUCCGGGACCUCCUCGACUACAGCGUCUUCGUGUAUUUGGAUGACAUCCUAAUAUUUUCAAAGGACAUGAGUGAACACCAGCAGCACGUUCGGCAGGUCCUCCAACGCCUUCUCUGUAACCAGCUCUACGUCAAGGUGGAGAAGUGCGUGUUCCACACAGAGACAGUCUCCUUCCUGGGGUUCAUCGUCAACCAAGGGGACCUACGGAUGGACCCAACCAAGGACAGCGCGGUACUGGAUUGGCCUCAUCCCUCAAGCAUCUACAACGUUUUUUAGGGUUCACAAAUUUUUAUAGCCGAUUUAUUCACAAGUUUAGCUUCCUAGCCGCUCCCCUGACAGCCCUCACCCAGACAAGCGUGCGCUCCUUCGCCUGGACCCGGGAAGCGGGGAACGCAUUUGAUGCGCUUAAGCGGCGCUUUACAUCGGCCCCAGUCCUAGGUCAUCCUGAUCCGUCCCUGCCGUUCAUUGUGGAGGUGGAUGCGUCAGACGUUGCGGUGGGAGCAAUCCUGUCCCAGCGGUUCCUCAUGGAUGGUAAGAUUCACCCCUGUGCGUUUACUCCCGUUGGAUGUCCCCGGCGGAGCAGAAUUAUGACGUGGGGAACCAUGAGUUGCUAGCGGUUAAGCUCGCCCUGGGGAGUGGAGGCAUUGGCUAGAGGGGGCCGCCCAUCCAUUCGUCGUAUGGACGGACCAUAAGAACUUACAUUCAGGGUGCCAAGAGGCUCAACUUGGGCCAGGCCAGGUGGGCGUUGUUCUUCACCAGGUUCCGGUUUACCAUCUCAUACCGUCCGGGGUCGAAGAACACCAAGCCUGAGUCGCUCACCUGGCAGUUCGACCCCAUUGUCCCCAACGCCCUGAUUGCUGCCCCAAUUUCGUGGGGAAUCGAUAGGCUGGUCAGAGCAGCGCUACGGCGGGAGCCCAAUCCGGGUGGAGGUCCAUCGGGGAGGAUGUACGUACCCAAGGCUGCGCGCUCGCGACUGCUUCAGUGGGCGCACACGUCCGACAUCAUCAGCCAUCCGGGGGGCGCCAGGACGUUGGAGUUCCUGCGUAGGAGGUUCUGGUGGCCAUCUGCUGAGGGGGAUACGCGCGCCUUCAGGGUCGGCCCUAUAGUGUGGAUCAGGCACAAGUUAUUUUACGGCCACUGCUCUACAGUGUAUAGACAACCCCAACCUCAUCUCCAACCCCUACCUCUGUAUUGAAGCUGUGCAUGCCCAAUGUUGAUGCAUACUGCUUCAGUUAGGAUUCAGUUAAAGCAUGUUCUGUUAUAUGCAGUGUUAAUGCAGGCAGUUGAAUGAGGAAAUGUAAUACUAUGCUUUGAUAUGUUCUUGCAUGACCCUACAGUGGGCAGAGUGACACAUGUCGUUCCACAGAAACACAUGAGGCUCUUGAUUCUGAUGUGACUUUGUCCCUACCCACCUAGCCCCACCCAGCUAGCAGCAUGCCAUGCACGGCAAAUCAAACUUAUACCUCUCUAUUUUCUCUGUUUCUCUGUUUGUUCUAUCUGUUCGUCUUUGUCUUGUCUUGUUCUGUCCUGUCUCUGGCCCCUCUCUUUCCUUACUGUCCUUGUGAACGCUUGCUUUGCAAUCAGACUAGUGAAUGCCUGGCCUCGCCUCUGAGAAUAACCUAUUACCAACUCACCUUCCCCACCAACAUCCCUGUGCCAACCAACGUCUUUCGCAUGGGCCCAUCCAACACCGUGUCCGGAGACCAUGUCCAGAUUGCCAUCGUCGGUGGCAACGAGGGCAGCUUCUUCAGCGCUCAAAGAGUGCCUUCUGGUGGCGUGAUGGCUGUGGCGGCCCAUCACUGA
Coregonus sp. 'balchen' is the source of this 21072-nucleotide messenger RNA. Lineage: Eukaryota; Metazoa; Chordata; Actinopteri; Salmoniformes; Salmonidae. The record is from the annotation of a GenBank genome assembly.